GGUGGUGGCGUGGAACCGUCCACUGUGCAAGACGCUCGUCCACGGACUACUCCGGAAAGAACGCCUGAUGGUAGAGCGCGAAGGCCUUGCGGUGCUUCGCCAUUGCUUCACCAUGCUGCCUUACGAGGAUUGCUCGAUGAUCUUCAAGGACACCCUCGGUGCCAUUGACGAGAUACUAUCGUCUCAGUUCGGGUGGCGAUGCGUGGCGGUGUGCUUGGAGAACGCAAGAAACGGCGAGCUCAAGGAUCUCGAGGCGACCAUCUUGACGCGGACCAGCGCAUUCGCCAAGGGCAGAUGGAGCUCCUACUUCCUGCAGCAUGUCCUUCGGUACGGCAGCGAGCAGUUCAAGGCGCGCAUCGUGGAGCGCGUGGCGAAGGACAUCGUGGAGCUGUCCGUGGACAAGUUCGGCUGCUACGUAGUGGAGGAUUGCUUCCUCUCGACGGGAUCCCUCGCGGGGCUGCAGCGCGUGCUCGACGCGUUCCUGGACCUGCACGACGACGAUCUCGCGGUGGCGGUGAAAGGCUGGUACUCCAACUACGCCAUCCAGAAGCUGCUCGCGGCGGGCAAGGACCACCUCCCCGUGCGCGCGACGGAGCUGGCGAGGCGGAUCGAGGCGCUGCCGGAGGUGGUGCGGAAGCACGAGUUCGCGAAGCUGGUGAUGGAGAUCAUCAAUAAGCUGUUCCCCGCGCAGCCGAUCCAGUAAACGAUCCCUUCUUUCCAUGAGGCCACAGAGAUGCAUGCGCCGUGCACUUGUGUGCGAACUGUAUGUGGGUGUAGGCUUGGGUCUCCCAGACCGUGUCCAUGAGGCCACGGAGGUGCAGCUGCGAAGAGGCGCUGCGUGUCAUGUGUGUUCGUUCAGCUUGUGUCGAUUGGUAGUAGUAGGUGAUGCCACAACUUUGGUUUGUCGAGCUCUGCAGGGCUUGUUUUGAUUUCACGAUGAAAUGGCAAGUCAAAGGUUUUCUGAA
Messenger RNA from Setaria italica (foxtail millet), 965 nucleotides. Its product is annotated as meiotic coiled-coil protein 2. Gene Ontology annotation, biological process: post-transcriptional regulation of gene expression. The transcript is spliced from 4 exons. The record is from RefSeq and is a predicted model, not a curated record. Gene Ontology annotation, molecular function: mRNA binding. NCBI's taxonomy places the organism in Eukaryota, Viridiplantae, Streptophyta, Magnoliopsida, Poales, Poaceae. Gene Ontology annotation, cellular component: cytoplasm. Bases 68 to 703 code for a protein of 211 amino acids.